Molecule: messenger RNA, 2035 nt
Organism: Pseudopodoces humilis (Tibetan ground-tit)
Lineage: Eukaryota; Metazoa; Chordata; Aves; Passeriformes; Paridae
Gene: SRD5A3
Product: steroid 5 alpha-reductase 3
Biological process (GO): polyprenol catabolic process; dolichol-linked oligosaccharide biosynthetic process
Cellular component (GO): endoplasmic reticulum
Molecular function (GO): 3-oxo-5-alpha-steroid 4-dehydrogenase activity
Source: RefSeq, a predicted model, not a curated record
AUGCUGGCGGCGCUGGCCACCGCCUGGUCCCUGCUGGCUGCCGCCUUCCUGACGGCGCUGCUGCUGCUGCUGCUGCUCCGGCGGGCCCCGGCGCCGCGGGCCGGGGGCGUGGGCCUGGUGAUCUCCGGCCUCUUUCAGGACCUCAUUCGCUACGGGAAGACGAAGCGCGGGAGCGGGCAGCUCCCGGGCUGGCUGCGGCUCCUGCAGGUGCCCAAGAGAUGGUUUACUCACUUUUAUGUGGUUUCUGUGCUCUGGAAUGGUUUUCUGCUGAUCUGUCUUUUUCGAGCUGAGUUCCUUGGAGAGUCACUUCCAUUAUGGAUUCGGGACAUGCACCAUGCUCUUGGCAGAGAUUCUCAGAGCAAGGACAUGGAUAGUGAGCACUUCUCUGCACUCCUGGUUCUCUUGCUCCUUUGGCUGCAUAGCUGUCGAAGACUUGUAGAAUGCCUCUGGACCAGCGUGUUUUCCAGUGGUGUCAUCCAUAUCGUGCAGUAUUGCUUUGGACUUGGUUACUACAUUGCUGUUGGCUCAACUGUGCUGUGUCAAGUGCCUGCUAAUGUCAGGAAUGGAAAAAAGCUUUCUGUGCAGAUCUGCUGGUAUCACAUUAUAGGAGUUAUGAUGUACAUUUGGGCCUCUCUUCACCAACAUAGAUGCCUUGCAAUUCUAGCUAAUCUUAGAAAAAGCAGAUCAGGAAAGGUUGUAAGUCUGAGCCACAGCGUGCCUUUCGGAGACUGGUUUGAAAGCGUUUCUUGCCCUCAUUAUUUUGCAGAGCUCCUCAUAUAUGUUUCUAUGGCCAUCACACUUGGAAUUCACAAUGUGACGUGGUGGUGUGUAGUGAUGUAUGUUCUUUUUAACCAGGCACUGGCUGCUGUUUUGUGUCAUGAGUUUUAUCAGAAAAACUUUAGCUCCUACCCAAAGCAUCGAAAAGCAUUUAUACCACUUGUUUUUUAGAUAUUUUUUUCCUAAAGUAUUUUCAUGCAAACUUGGAGUAUAAGAGAUUAAUAGUUUAUUAAAACCAAGGUAAAGCUGCACACUUUCUCUAAUUCUACCUCAAAAGCUCGUAGUUUUAAUGACAGUACCAUUCAUGUAACCAAUUUGUGAGGAAGUGUAAGGUCUCUGCAUAUCAUGCAAGCUAAAAAAAGGUUUCCUGAAGACCUUGAUUCAAAGUGGAGAGAUCCUAAUUGUAUCUUUUCUCUUUUAUAGUUUUAUCUUAUGCAUAAAACACUUGCUGUUGUGCAGCAAGUCCAAAUUCAUAUAUGUGAAAACUACUGAAAGGAGGGAAUAAUUUGAACUACUCUAUUUCAUGUCUUGAGUAAUAUUUAAGCAUAUUUAUUUCCAAGUCUCUUUUCUUUGAGUCACUUCAGAGGGAGGCAAAUUGUGUAUCUUUCUGUGCUUCCCUGGUGACAAUGAAAACCAGCCACUGCUUUACAACUAUAAGCAUGAAAAGCAAUAGAGAAAGCUGCAGUGGUGGAGUGACUCAUGCUCAGCAGUGGAGAUAAUGCAGCAAAUGGGUCUGUUUAUCUCUUCUGCACCAAAGUGGUUUUGUUCAUUGAUGAAGACCACUUUAUCCCUAAACUGGGAAAAUAGCAGAAGGUUCUCUGACUAAAAAGACAGUAGAAGAGAAUUUGCAGAAAAUUAAUGUUCUUUGUUGUGGUUCUGUUGUUUUCAUUGUGGGUUAUUGGAAUCCCUCGUGUGUUAAGAGGGGACAGCUGUGCAGGAUCAUGAUGACCACGACUACACUGGCUUUUAAACAGCUAUAAUGAACUGCCUAAGCAGAGCACACACAGAAAGCAGUACCUGACAAGCAUUGCAAAGAAAUUCUUUUUUGGGGAGAUGAUGUCACUCUGCACAGAGACAUUUUAUGCACUUAACUGUUUAGUAUUUUGGUGCUUCUCAUGAUACUGGUGUCAAUGAUCAGUUUGUGUGAUGAAGUUAUGUGGGUGCUGGUGUUUCAGCAUGUUGUCUACUUACAUGCACACAUUAUUUUGUAUACAAGAAGUAUUUUUAUACACUGAAGUAUAUCUUAUGAAUUGCCUAA